Acanthocheilonema viteae is the source of this 711-nucleotide messenger RNA. The record is from the annotation of a GenBank genome assembly. NCBI's taxonomy places the organism in Eukaryota, Metazoa, Nematoda, Chromadorea, Rhabditida, Onchocercidae.
AUGGCAACGGUGGAUAAUGUGUUGGUACGCGAUGUGCUGAAGAUGGAGCGAAUCGGGGCACAUUCUCAUAUUCGCGGCCUUGGAUUAUCCGCAACUUUGGAACCGGAACGAGUUUCUGAGGGUAUGGUCGGUCAGAUGGAGGCACGUAGAGCUGCUGGAAUUAUCGUUAAAAUGAUUCAGGAUGGCAAAAUCUCAGGUCGAGCAGUAUUAUUGACAGGUGAACCAGGUACAGGAAAAACAGCCAUUGCAAUGGCCUUGUCACAGGCUCUCGGUGAAGAUACUCCAUUUGUAUCGAUAACAGCUUCUGAGGUCUUCUCGAUUGAAAUGAGCAAGACUGAAGCAUUAAUGCAAGCAUUUCGGAAGGCUAUCGGUGUCCGAAUAAAAGAAGAAACUGAGGUAUUAGAAGGUGAAGUUGUAAGCAUUGAAAUCGAUCGACCAGCAACUGGUGGUGGUUCAAAAGUAGGAAGGCUCACAAUGAAGACAACCGAUAUGGAAACAAUUUACGAUCUUGGCAAUAAGAUGAUUGAAGCAUGUAUAAAACAGAGAGUUGGGGCUGGCGAUGUAGUGCAAAUUGAUAAAGCUUCAGGUCGUAUAACAAAGAUUGGUAGAUCUUUUUCACGCACUUAUGACUACGAUGCAGUGGGUCCACAAACGAAAUCUGUACGAUGCCCUGAAGGUGAAAUCCAAAAACGUAAAGAAACUGUUCAUACG